Messenger RNA from Cygnus olor (mute swan), 7518 nucleotides. RefSeq names its product ring finger protein 182 (gene RNF182). Bases 849 to 1586 code for a protein of 245 amino acids. The transcript has 3 exons. NCBI's taxonomy places the organism in Eukaryota, Metazoa, Chordata, Aves, Anseriformes, Anatidae. The record is from RefSeq and is a predicted model, not a curated record.
ACCCUGUCAAAGAAAAGUUACUACUGUAAAGCCAUAACUACAACAGAUCAGUUUGAUCAUUUGUCCUGAUCCGGCAUAUAAAGCUGUGGUCAUUGCUGUGUGACGUAUGAUUGGCUUUUUGCAGCAAUCAUUUGGUCUGGUGAAUCCACUUAACUUAACGUUCCCUCUCUGAGCAGCUGCUUCUCCCUCAAUCCACCUUUGUCUUGUGAUCCAUCCAUAUAGCAGUGUUCUGUAAUGGCCUGCAGAAAUCGGCAUCUUGUCUGGGAAAAAUCACAGCAGUUAAAGUUUCUCAAACCUUCUACUGCAAGCCUUGUUUCUUCAAAUACGCGAGACGUUAAUUAGCAUGACAAAACUUAGAAAUCUGGCAUCUGAAUGGAGGAACACCACCAGACAUGAUAUGAAUAGCAACAUCACUAUAAAGUUUUGAGGUGUGCUUUCUGAGGGUGCCCUCCAGAAGCAGAGAAGGACAGAUACAAGCUCAGAAGUAGAGGACAAAUAUAAGCUCAGAUGUCCUCAGGUAAUAAUUAUUUGACUCUGGAGAAGACAGCAGAACUGGAUCUUACUCAAUUUCACUGAGCUCCUUCUGUCAAGAAGCCAAGCCCAAGGAUAAAGAAAUUCCAUGUUGUCUUUUUCAGAUGGAUGACUGGCUAAGAGAGGACAUACAAUACAAAAUCCCUAGCAGAAGCUGAAAAUGGAUGACUUCUACUGAUGCUUUUUGAUAGCUUCAUCUCCUCUUUUCCUGUUUGAGAUGGGUGAUACGAUCAUCAGGAAAAAGUUCUAAAAUAAGCCUGAGUGGCAUCUUUAUCCCUCGACUCCUCUUUCCACAAAUCUACAAAUCACCAGAAGAAAUGACCAGUCAACUACCAGAGGAGUCUGUGGAAACCCAGAGCUCAGAUGAGCUUGAGUGCAAGAUCUGCUACAACCGCUACAACCUGCGGCAGAGAAAACCAAAAGUGCUGGAGUGUUGUCACAGAGUGUGUGCCAAAUGCCUUUGCAAGAUCAUAGACUUUGGUGAUUCUCCUCAAGGAGUCAUAGUGUGCCCGUUUUGCAGGUUUGAAACGUGCCUGCCAGACGAUGAGGUUAGUAGUCUUCCUGAUGACAAUAACAUCCUUCUGAAUUUAGCUUGCGGGGGAAAGGGAAAGAAGUGCCUACCAGACAACCCAACAGAACUGUUGCUGACUCCCAAAAGGUUGGCAUCUCUGGUCAGCCCUUCUCACACUUCUUCUAAUUGCCUGGUUAUAACAAUCAUGGAAGUACAAAGAGAAAGUCCCCAGACUCUGAACUCAACACCUGUGGUGGAAUUUUACAGGCCUACAAGUUUUGACUCUGUUGCAACCGUGUCCCACAACUGGACAGUGUGGAACUGCACAUCUUUGCUCUUCCAGACCUCAAUUCGGGUGCUAGUUUGGUUGCUAGGUUUGCUGUACUUUAGUUCCUUGCCUUUAGGGAUUUACUUACUGGUAUCUAAGAAAGUCACCCUUGGGGUUGUCUUUGUAAGCCUUGUUCCUUCAAGCCUUGUUAUUCUCAUGGUUUAUGGCUUUUGCCAGUGUGUUUGCCAUGAAUUUCUAGACUGCAUGUCUUCUUGAUAACAAAUACAGUGAAAUAAGAUGCAUUGCCACGUGUAGCAUAGUUGAUUUAGCCUGUCUCUGUAUUCUUAUUUAUUCUUAUUGUUGUCCAUCCCACUAAAUGGAAGCAGUGACCCUUUUUACACGGUCCUUUUUUAUUUGAUUAUUUAUUGUUUUUUGUUUGUUUUAUGUUUUAGCUAAGUGUUGGGCAUAAAAUUUACAUGCUGAUUUUAAUGGGCUGGGUUGUAGAAAGGCAUAAAGGAAAUUUGGUGCCUGCUGCUGCUGCCACUAUUCGGAUGAGUAGCUCUUUGCUUUGUAUUGGCUUGAUCAUGUAAGUUAAGGCUGUAGGAUCUGCCCUAGAAGAAAUUAGUACAACAGGCACCUUCCAGUUCAGAGUACAGCAUCUCUUAAUGCAAAGCAUCUCAUGCUCUGGAAUAUCUGUCAUUUCUGGUAGCAAACGAAGUCACUUUGUUAGUUAAUACUAGAAGAAGAAGAACUUAUUAUUUCUUUCUCCAGUUCUUGUUAUAGCAAAAAUAUUUGUGGGAUGCCCAGUGGUCAAAGAUUUUUUGUGUUCUGAGACAUGAGGAACCUUUUUUCCCCCCCCCAUGCUAAAAAUGUGUCUCCAAAACACUUUCCCAAACAGAAGCCCGCUUUACUUGUCCUGUAGUUGCAGCUUCAUCUGAGAAACUCCUGUUAAAGAGUACUUUUAGGGACCCAGCCACACAUUUGCUCUCUUCUAGGGAUGCUUUUUAAGUGUGCAUACACCUUAGUUUUUCUUUGAGGGUUCAGAGAUCUGCAGACUUAUCCAUCUGCGUUCCAUAAUGAUUACCCUCCCUCCCAGCAUUUCCACCACCACAUGACAUUUCCAACCCUUUAGUCCUUGUGAUAGAUUGUCUGACCAAUUUCAUGCGCAACUACUUUUGGGUAGUUAAUGUGGAAAAUUUCCCUUAUGUGACUUCAGCUGUCACGAUAGAUCUUUAUUCCUCAUCAUUAGGAAAUGAACCUACAAUGACUAAUACACAUUUCAGAAAAAAUCUGAAAUGGUUAACAUGGCUUUUUUAUUUGUUUUUGUUGUUUUGUUUGCUUUCUGAGCUCACAGAAUAGGCACUGUAAGGAGGUACUGUGACUUUGGGGAGGAUUCUGUUUAGUGUGUUGUCCAUAAUGUUAAAUACCCUGAACUCCCUCUGUCACCCUUGUGAGCUGACAGCACCCUAGAUAUGGCAGUUAGCCUGACUGGACUAGUUGAGUUCAGAAGAACUACUGAUGAUUUACCAUUCCACAAAUACAAUCAGGCCCUGUAAGGUUUGCUUUUAUGUUGCAUGGUUUAGGCUACUUUUUCCAACUACUGGAAGAGCGUAAAAAUAAGAAAUGUUUAAUGCUUGUGUGUAUAACUAGGUCUAGUCAACACCACAGCUGCAACCUCAUUUUUCUGAGCACAGCAGGGUGAAAACUGAGAAGAAGCAGUUGAUCAGUGCAAGCACAGCUUUUGGAUCAGGUGCAAGAUUUAGUAAUCUCAAGGCAGUGUAAGAGGGAGAUGGGUUGGCUGCGUGAAGACUGAAUGUAUGGCCUAACAAUAUAUUCUUAGAGCAAACUGACUUUGGUAAGAAUGAGAAAUGCCAACAGGAAAAGGAGAUUAUAAGUGGUUGUUGUGUCUAUCAAUGGGAUUUGAAGUCAAGUUGGUCCAAUUUUUGUAGAUGGUACAGAUGGUGUCUACGGUUUAAUUCCUAUUGAACUCAUGGGGAAAAUGUGAAAAUGUGAAGGUCCUGCUUUUCUUGAUGCUCGAGUUUAUAAUAGUGCAUAUAUAUGUGUGUGUAUGUAUAUAUAGACACAUAUGUAAGAAGAAAAUAUAUAGCAAAAUAAUAGUUUUCAAGUGUGUGGAGUUACAGAGCUGUGUACUGAAUGGUGGAAGGAAAUGUUUCAGACUUUUCUGUAAUCACUUGAUAACAAUUAGAACUAAAAUACUUUCAGAAUUCCUAGAAAUGACUAUUCCGAAGUAAUUGUUUUUAAUGUUUGUUGUAAAGCACAUAUGGUUAGAAGAGCUGUCAUCUCCAAUCCAGGUAUACUGCAAGGUUUGACUCAUCUAUGAACUCAUAAAUUUUAAAUAUCCAACAACAAUCAUGUCACAAAAAAAGCAAGAAAGAUAGAAAUCUAUGUGAUUUACUAGUACUUCAUAACUUUGGGAGAAGAUGUAUUUGUAGUGUUAGGGCUUUAUGUAUUUUAGGGUUUGUUCAAUUUGUCUGAAUAUAAUAUCUCUAAUAAAGGGCUGGCUAAUACAGGAAGUAGGUUUUGCAAAUGUGUGAUGUAUCUGUUUUACCUCUGUACAACGUGUCUGGAGUGCUACCUGUUGUCUUUCCCUUUUUUUUUUAUUCCAUUUGAUUAUGAUUAUUUUAGCUCCAUCAUCAGAUAUUUUGUACUCUGUUUUAAAACAGAGCCUAAUCUUGGCAGGAUUGCACUGGUUACAUAUCACAGCACAAAUAAAUACACUUGUUAUUAUACUUCACUAUUUUUAAGACUGCCACACAGUUAAAUUUAUGCUGUUAUUUUAGACUGUGCUGCAAUACUAAUCCACUCAAAAAUGUGAGUGCAGGAAAACAUACUGAUUGUGUAGAUAUUCCGUUGCUCAGCCAGAGCACGUUAUUAAAUCUUCGGUCUCAUAAAAUUCCUGUAUGACUUAUAAUAUGGCCAUUGAGAAUUGCCAGGAGGUCUAAAUCUCAAUUAUUUGUAGAAAAGACAUGAGAAGAUAUUGCUGUGAGGUUGAGGCUAGAAGAACUUCAGCUAUUACUAUUUAACUGUUUGCAUUCUCUACCACCCUUAAGACUCAGAACUGAAAACUCGUGACCUGUGUCCUCUGUGGUGGAGUAGCUCUGCUGAAGUCUGUAUAAAUGGGGCUAGAACCGAAUCCUGCCCACCAGUGUUUCCCUCCCUUUCUGUGUUUUUUUGCUCUCCGUGGAGAGUUAUGUCUCCUGUGAUGGUAAAAUACUGCUACAUUUAUGCCAAGAGAAUUUUCUUUGAGUAGGAUUCUGUUCCUGCUUUGCCCAGAGACGUGACUCAACAAGGGACAAAGUGUUAUAAAUUCAUUACCACAGGACUAUAUUACCCCAAAUAAGGUGUUCAUUACCACAGGAUUAUUUUACCCUAAAAGGUGUGUGGUUUUUUGUUUUGUUUUGUUUGUCAAUUCCUACUUAUCUUACUCUGUGAAUGCAGACUGCAUCCUCACCAGCUGCCAGUUUACAGUGCGAUAUAGCAGUGUCCGCCGAGGGCUGGGGCUGAACGAUGCAGAAGCAGUCACGGGACACAGUAUCAUGAGAAUGUUGAGGUGGACCUUCCUCUGAGCAGGACCCCGUGAGGGACGAAGCUCUCCUGCAAACACGGCCUGAGCCCAGAGCCUGAAGAGCGGUGACCAGAAAGCGUGUUACGCGCGGAGCAGGCUGCAGGGAGCAAAUGGGACGGUGCAGGAACAUCAGGGCUGUGACUUACGGGGCAGUGGGCUGUGGGUCCAGCCGGGGAGUUUAGGGACAGCUGUGGGGAUUAAGAGGGACUGUGGGACAAGGGUAUGGAGUCCCAGGGCUGAGGUUGUGGAGCUGUGCAAAGCAGAGAGGGGCCUGUACCUGGGCAGAGGAUGUGCUUUAAAGGAUUUAGGGACAGAGCUGCCAAUGCAGUUCAAAGUUUUUCAUACUGACCCUUUUAUUUUUCAAGUUCAUUUGGUAAUCAGAAGCUAUUUGGUACUGCUACUCCAGUUGAAUAUUUUCAUUUUCCAAAUGCCUAAGUAUUGGCCUUUGUAAUUAAAAAUAUCCUUAGAUUUGGACACAGUCUCUCUAUGAUGUUAACAACUUAAAGCUUUGAUCUUGUGAACACGAUUGAUCGAAAUAAGGACUAAUGUCUUUGGUUUAGUUGCAUUGUGAGCUUUGUCCUACCACAUUUGAUUAUAUGCCUGCAAAGCUGUAUAUGCUAAUAUAAAACACAAUAAAAUAGGUGAAAUCUUGUCCAAAUAACGCAAUUGGCAAACUAUGGGGCUGCCAGCAUUUUACGGUGCAUCCAAGAAUAGACACUCUUCCCGAUGGGCUUUAUCAUCUAAAGAUAGCAAUGGGUCCAGCAGCACGUAGCCAGAUAGACAAGUACAGAAGAGGAGAGCACAGCAUUCCAGCUAAAAGGCUAUUGAUCACCCUAACCAGAGGAAGGGGAACUGAGAAGAUUCACAGGAGAGUAGUUGAUGUGUUUGAGGGACCUCCUUGUGAUUAGGAUGUGGAACCGUGUGGGUAAAGAGUGUUUUGAAAUCAAACAAAAUCAAACAACCUUUCCUAAUGCACUGAGUUUACAGCUCAGUCCAACAAAAAACAACAACAACAACAACAAAAAAAGAUCAGGAGUGAAGAGAUGGCAAAUUGCAGCCAGGAUGUGAGAGUCAAUGGGGUGCAGAGGGGAAAUGGCAGCAGAUUGUUGAAACAAUUUUGAUGUCAAAGCAGGCCAAACCCAUGGCUACAUCUUGCCUUCUCCUGGCUGGUCCAAAACGACUGCAAGGCUGCCCCACGCCUGAGGACCACCACAACUUGGCACCCUCCCCAGCCUUACCUCUGUGGCAGCUCACUGCGGUUGUGGAUCUUGAUUUCUGGUACAGCGGGUGUAAGUCAUGAUUGCGUCUUCCUGUGUGGAUGACCGGUAUAGUGAAAGGUCCACAGCCUUCUGCUCUCAGACUGGCUUGUUUUAACCGUCCUAAGCUUUCUCAGAUUUUGUUGCAGGAUUUCUUCAUGUUUUUAUAAAAGCAAGACGGUGCAGUUUAUUUAAAUGGAGCAAUGCCUUCAAGCAGGAAAAAAAUGGGGCAAGAAGAAGAACUGAGAAUUGUGAAAUCAUUUUAGGACAUUCAAAGUGAUGGAAAGAGACUUCUGGGAGUCAACUUUUACUUUCACGCAAGCAGAUUAGAUGUUAUCCUUUUGAGUGACAUCAGUAAAUAUUUAGUGCUGGAAAGUCCUCAUGGAGUUUUUAAGUCUGUCAGACCUUCGGCACAAACUCUGCUUUCUGCACAGCACCAUUCUCUGCCUUUUGCAUCACCCUGCCUUGUCAAAAGUUGAAGCUUCACUGUUUCAAGAGUUCUGUCAUAGAAGAUAAAUCCCCAGUACAGGGAUGCUAAAUCAUCUUUCUAGAGACGUGUGUGGCAGUAACAAAGCUUUCAGUGCUAGACCUUAAACAAAGGGAAGUCAUCCUGCAGCUUGAAUGGGUAGCAUAAAUUUCAUUUUGAAUCAAGUUUCAUUGUUCUUGGCAAUGCUACAACUAAAAUCAUUUUAUUGUAUUUCUGCCUCUUGCUUGUGUUAUAUGAAUGUGGUUUGCAUUUAAAAAUAUAUUAAAUCAUAAAAAUCAGAGAUGGGUGGAAAAAAGCCUAAGAAGUCAUUUUAUCCAUUUCCUCUCUCCCCGUAGAGAUGACUGCUUUCUCUAGUAUGGUUUUAAAUAUCUCAAGUGAUAAGGCCUCCACCCCUUCCCUUGAGGGACUUUUCAGCCAUUUAAUAGGCAUCUUUGUUAGGAAAUGUUUUCUUUGUACUGAGCCUGUUCUUUUUUUCUUUUUUUUUUUUCCUUUUGCAUCAUGUAAUUCCUUUAUUCUGUGCCCACUGUUUUAAAUUCUGUGAAAUCUGUGAAAUGUAUCGUAUCUUUCUCUUUCAUACCACAGCUGAAUGAUUCAUAAUCAUUGUUGUUCAAGCAAUGUAAGAGAUAAGCAACCAGUUGCUGAACAGCUAAUAAUGCUUCCCUGGGACGGCAUGCCAUGUAUCAGUAAACAUUUCCUGGCAACUCCUGGCUGACACUUCUUUCUACAGUAGGGAGUGAAAAAUGUCAAGUGAAACAUGAAGAAAUGCGUCUUCCCAAGGGCAUCCAUGGCAAUAUUACUGGCAUUUCAAGAGGUGCUGAGGCAAGCAGCCUACUUCUUUAGAUAGAGCUUUUCUUUCUAAAAGUGGAUGAUUUUAAAUUU